This is a messenger RNA of Galendromus occidentalis (western predatory mite), 443 nucleotides long. RefSeq lists its product as uncharacterized. The annotation marks the transcript as partial. The transcript has 4 exons. The record is from RefSeq and is a predicted model, not a curated record. NCBI's taxonomy places the organism in Eukaryota, Metazoa, Arthropoda, Arachnida, Mesostigmata, Phytoseiidae.
CCGAAGGGAGGUUUCUUAGGAGUUUCCGGUAACCAGCCGAGCAACCCAUGCGCCGUCACCUGUCAAAAUCAGCAAGCGGCUUGGAUGGUCGCGAAGCCACAUGGGGCGCCUUGCAGGAUUCCGAGCGACCCAGAAGGCGAAAGGUAUUGCUUCAAUCAGAUCUGCGUGGCAUACAACGCCUCCCUAAACGAUUACUGUCGUGGAGCCCUGAAUCUGAACCAGAAUUCACCGAGCUACAUGGCUUUGAUGCCGUAUGGGUGCACCGUUGCUUGUCUUGACAGGAGUACACCCACAAUUGUGCAAGUCCAGUUCGCGAACGGCAUGGCGUGCCAAGUGCAUACGCCAAACAGACGGAUCACUCAUGGCUACUGCUUGAACGGAGCCUGUUCCACCCUGAGCUACAAAGCGCAAGGGGGUUUUUUCGACGGCAUCGUCGACCCAAG